Nilaparvata lugens (brown planthopper) is the source of this 7022-nucleotide messenger RNA. Its product is annotated as protein Star. The record is from RefSeq and is a predicted model, not a curated record. The coding region runs from base 508 to 1359 and encodes 283 amino acids. NCBI's taxonomy places the organism in Eukaryota, Metazoa, Arthropoda, Insecta, Hemiptera, Delphacidae. The transcript is spliced from 5 exons.
ACAAAAACAGCUGAUUUAAAAAGGUUAGUUUCGUCUUGCGGUUUAACAGCAAGAUUUCAACUUUACUGCUGCUUAAUUUUUUAGUUAGUUAUGUUGUUGAAGUCAAUUGUUAAUAAUUGUUGAAACUGUAAAUUUUCUAUAAGAAAGUUUGCCUGAAUUGAAAUCAAUUAUUAUUACUACAAAAUCAAAUAUUGUUGUAUACUACUUUUAUUUUAUUUUUGUUGUAAUGGUAAUGUUAUAAUGUCUUACAUGAAAUGAGGUUGAAUUUUUGUUACUUUCUUGAUGAAAUAGAAACACAUUUUUUAAAAAGUUAAUGGGUAAUUUUUUUAAAUGUGAUCACGUUACCGGUAUUAAUAUUAUUUUUAUAAAUUCAAAUGGUGUUUGAAAUUCACUAGGUAUACAUUCAAGUUUUACUAAAUGUAUUAGGCCUACAUUUAUUUACAAACAUUAUUUUUUGCUAUUAUAAUUGAUAAUUAUCUUUAUAGUACAACGUUCAAGUAUAACAUUAUGUUUUACUUUAAAAAUGUUAAAUUCUUCUUCAUCAUCUCAUUACUUCUUAUGCUUUUGUUAUUCAUUGUUUUACAAACUUCUGUUAUGAACGAAAUGUUGGUGGUGAAUUCUGCAAUGAUAGUACGAGAUGAUAAAUUAAAUGGUCCGAAUAUAAGAAUGGAUGAUCCACGAUUGAUAGAAAAGCUGCGAAGUUUGUAUCUAGUGCCACCUCCGAAUAAGACUGAUUUGAAUUUAGAUAAUCCUACAGUUAUUGACACAUCGAUGGGACAAGCUGAGAAGAUAAGGGAAAUUCUUGGAAAUAAGAAAAACGGCUUUUUCAUUGAGUGUGGAGCUCUAGAUGGUGAAGUCCGUUCGAAUACACUCAACUUCGAGCGAUUCCACAACUGGACUGGUCUACUUAUAGAAGCCGAUCCUCUCAAUUACGCCAAUAUGGUAAAGAAAAAUAGGAAAGCUUGGCUGUCUCAAACAUGUCUCAGUAUUCAUCCUUAUCCUGAAAUUGUAUCUUUCGAGCAGAACUAUAACAUUGGGAAAAUCUCAUCGUUGAGACCUGGUAGCGUACAUAAGGGUCACACUGACGUCCAGUGCUUCCCGUUCUAUACUUUCCUGCUUGCCCUGAAUAUCAAACAGGUCGACUACUUCAGUUUGGAUGUGGAAGGAUCCGAAUUGGAUGUUCUAAGAACAAUACCAUUUGAUAAAGUUGAUAUCAAGACUCUGUCAGUUGAAUUUGUUCAUGUUGACAAAGGAAAACAGUCAAUACUAGACUUUAUGGCAUCUAAAAACUACCGAUACCACAGCAACGUCACUCAUCCUGAUUGGCUAGCUAACGAUUUCAUUUUCACUAAAGUCUGAUGUGAAAUGCAACAAAUGCCAAAUGCAACAUCAUUUUAACGGCCGUUCCCAAGUGAUUCACAAUCUUCAUGAUUCACGCAACAUUAAAGACUCUGACAGUGAAUUGCAAUCUCCAAUCGACAAAAAGAAUUCAUCAAUCGAUUUACUGUACUCUUUUGCAGUUGAGGUGAAUUGAUUACAGUGAGCAUCUAGAUUAAUGCAUUUUGACAAACAUCAUGAAUACUCAAAAGUUUUUAAUGAUUAUUAGUCCUCUACUAAAUCCGUAAGUCUUAAACCGCUGAAAUUCAGUUUUCAAGUUUAUAGUUGUAUAAUAAUCGUUUAGGCUGAUUUAGGCUGUUAACUAAGUAUAAAAAUUACACUUGUAAUGCAAUACUCUUGUCAAUGUACAUUCUUACAAAGAGCGUAGAACAAUGAACAAUCUUAUUUAUUAGAACUUCUUCUCCUGUAUAUUCCAUGCAUAAUUACAAGUUUCUACAGAUUGUUGAAAUUGGGCCAAGUAUUUUGAAGUCCAUUGUUUUUUGAGGAAUAAAUGCAUGUGCCAUCUUGACCCUUCUUCGUGAGUAAGCAACUUACGAAAAAUCCCUUAUAAAGUAAGCUUUAAUAAUCUGAAAACUUGAGAUGUAUCGAACAAAUAAUAAAGACUUAAUUAGGCUACUCAGCCAGAAGCGUUUAAAUGGCUUAAAUGCAGAGAUACUAAAAUGCAACGUUUAUAUAAACUGACCUUAUCUGAUAUCAUACCAAAUCCACGGAAACAAAAUUAAAAACAUGUAUUGCAAAUCAUAGAAACAUGAUUUAUAGCAAUCUGACUUUAAUCAUAUUAUAAUAAUCUACUAUUUUAUAAUAAUAUUGUAGAAUAUUUGUUGCAUAAAAUUUCACGAAUCUUGAUUAAUUUUCACAGAAACGAGUUAUAAUUGUUAAGUUCUAAACAAUUUUUUUCUAGUUCCAAACUAAACUAUUAUAUUUUGUUAACUGGUUUUAGUUAUAAAACAUCGAAAUAAUUUUAUUUAAGUUUGAAGUACCUAGUACUGAUUGAUUUAUAUUUGUUGGCUGUUUCUAGUCUAAUUAGAUUGCUAAAGUAUUACUAAAUAUCUAGAUUUACUGUAAUUUGUUGUCAAUUAUUAUGUUGUAUCUUCAGUGCAAUGAAAAUAUUGUCAAUAUUUAUUGUUUGAAAACACAAAUAGUUUUUGAAAUCCAGCCCGCUAAGACGAAAAUGGAAUAGGUGAAAUUACUUGGCGACGACUCAAGCCGCGCGGCUAGAGCCACUGCUUUUAGAGAAUAAACCUAUAAAUUCAUUAGAUUCGGUGAUUCAUUGGAUUUUCAUGUUGUAUGAAAAGUGUUGGAAGUGUUGGCUACUAUAUUGCUUUUACCAUUCAUAUCUAAUGAAUCAACAAAUCUAAGGAAUUUAUAGGAUAUGUUCUCAAGUCGCUCUAACAACGCGGCUCUAGCCGUCCCUAUGGUUGGUCGAUUGUAACGCUACUUCUUAUUUAUUCAUGAUACAUUUAACGGAAGAAGGCAACGACUGGUUUGAAAAUGGUUAUGUAUGUGGAAGAUCUUGGUCACACUACACUCACUUGAUAUUUUUUUAGUAUUUUUGGAUAACGUUUAGAAGAGUUUCUUGUCAGAUAAUUUUUGUUUAGGAUUUUAAUUUGAAGUUCAUGACAUUAGGAUCUGUAAAAAAGUAUGACAUAAAAUUUCAUGGAUUUGACUUGCUGUAAAUUAUUGCAAUCGAAUAGCUUGUGAUGAACUAAGUUCCAUAUCUGUAUUCAACUUAAUUGUUUAUGCUUUUCCUGAAGUAAAUUCCUAUCCAUAUAUUCUCAUGUUUUGAAAAUUAUCGUAUUUUAUUAUAAAUUAUCAUUAUUGUAAAGAAAGCAAAGUAUUGAAAAGGUAAAACACCAAAAAUUCUUAGUAGUAAUUAAUAAAUUAAAAUAUAGUCUCAUCAAAUCCUGAAAAUAUUCAAAACUCUCUUUUUUUAAUUUAAUUAAUUAGAAAUAUCUAUUAAGUGAAUGUUUGUAGGUGCUUCAUAGAUAAAGACUUUAUCUUAACUUAACGUAUACUUAGUAUAAGUUGAUAAAGAUAUUUAUUGACUCCUUGAUAAAGAUAUUUAUUGAUCAACUUGACUACAAAUUAUAUUUUACCGAUCAAUAAAAUUGUAAUUCGUUCAAAAUUUAAUAAAUGCACAGUAUUUUCUUUGAAGAUCUGAGAUAAAGAGAAGAAAAUCGCUCAAACUAGUUGAUCUUGCUGUAAGUAUGUAGCCAAACUUUCCGUGCCAAAAGUUAUACGCUCUGCUAUAAAUUUUAUUAUUGAAACUAUAGAUUACUUUUCCAACUCUCUUGUGAAUCCGGUUGAAAUGAAGCAAGAAGUUUAUCUUCUCGACAUGGGAGUUGAUUGCAAUUUGUAAUUAUUCUACAAGUUGCGUUGAUAAUUAACUUUAUAAAAUUUAUCGCCCAUUGCAAGAAUGAAUUCAUUACCUUAAUUACUGGUAACGUAUAAUCAAAAUUCAAUACCACAUAACUUGAGAAGAAAGACUUGAUUAGUAAUGAUGGAAACGAAGACACGAAUAAGUAUAAGAUGACAUAAAUUAAUUCUAAUUACCAUUUAGUUUUGUUCUAGAAUAACAAAUUGUCAAGGUUUGUAUUUGAUAUUUGUGCCAUGUAGGUAGGUGAUAAGGUACUGUUAUAUCGAUAUUUGAAAUUCUUGUAUUGGAAAUUGAAUGAAACCCAUUUUAAUUAUGAUUUAAUCUUCGUUGAAUUAAUCUCAAUUUUUUACUAGGAAUAUUAUCUAAUUCACAAAUUAAUUAUUUAACGCAAAAUUGUUUGGGUACCACCAUCACCUACUAAGACAGCUUAGUAUGAAUUAUUAAAAACAUUUAUUUUUGAUUCUCAAGGGCAAAGCGAAUUAAACUUGUAAUCUUAAUUUUUUUAAAACUUCUUAUUUAAAGAAUAUCCUGAAUUCUCAUAAUAAUAAUAUCCAGUGACCUGGCUGGACUCAGGUCUGGUGUCAGAGUUUUCAGGUCGCAACUGAUCAUUGUCAGGACUCUGACAUGACCUAACGACUGCAUUUUAGGCAGUCGGGACCAACGGAAACAUGUCUACAACAUGACUGAGAACAACGCUAUGAACAAUACAAAUAUAUUAGCUGUAUUUAGUUUUCAAGAUGAUGUUUUUUUUAUGAUGAUGCCCACAUAUGCCUAUGUUUGUGAGUAGACUAUGCUACGAGAUGGCGAAACAAGUUUCCUGUGUUCCUAGUCUAUACAUUUCGUUCUAUUUAUUCCGUAAAUUGGGUGCAAUAUAUUCAUUUCAAAUCUAAAAGAAAUUGGUAGCUCUUUGCAAUAUAUUGAUUUUUCGAACAAAUUCCGGCAGCUUGCAAAAUGUAUUAGUUACUGUGUUGAAUUGUUCAAGUUCAAUGUAUUAUUAAAUCGUAUUAGUAAAGCAUAAUAUUAUUAUAAGAAAAACUCUGCAAUUUUAGUACUAUGAGAUUAUGUAUUUUGAUUCUCUGUGAUCUUAUCAGUUAUUCGAAUUAUUUAGAAAAAUAAUGUUGUUACCUUACAUUGUGAAGAGUUCAGUUCAGUUGACUCACAAUCUCCGAAAACAAAGCCAUAGUGCAUGACAGGUGGUUGAUGGUAACGUCAGCACAGGUAGGGCUCCUACACCAAAAAUCUGGUGUGCGCACUCAGGACAAUAACGCUGGAGACACAUGAUGUCUGCUAGCUCUUCAUAGUGAAAGAUUUAAUAGAAUCAACAGUUUGCAAUUGAAUAAUCACACUUUCUCAAAUUUCGAGCUUAUUUUAAAUUUUAGGUGAAAAUGUUACUGAACAUUAUUUGACGCUAAAGCCAGUAUGUCCCCAAAUCCUAAAUUUUUCAAGCUGAUAACUUGGUAUGAUAAUGAGUAUGGUUAUUCUUGUAGAAUCAUUGAUCUCAUUAAGCACAUGCAAGAUAAAGAAUGUUGAUUUGUAAAAAAUAUAUAAGUUAUUCAUAUUAAAAUCUGAUUUCAUUAAUUGAAUAAAUAAGAUUUUCAUGCUCAAUCUUUUACACUUGAAAUUUUUGUUUAAAUUGUAUCUGAAGCCUGAUAAUUGGGAAUCUAAAAUCAAACUUUGCAUAGAUGAGGCGGAGCUCCUAAAAUUUUUACAGAUAUGGGACUUGUGACAGAUGAUAGAGCUUAUCAAUGACUGUUUUAGGUAUAAAUUUGAUCAAAAUCUUUGGAGCCGUUUUCGAGAAAAUUGCAAAAAAAACCUGUUUUUGACAACAUUUUCGCCAUUUCAGCCACCAUCUUGAAUUGUAUUUGACCGAAAUUGCUCGUGUCGGAUCCUUAUAAUGUAACUUUAAGUUCCAAAUUCCAAGUCAUUCCGUUAAUUUUGGGAGAUGAGAUAUCGUGUACACAAACACACAUACACUCAUACACACACACACACACACACACACACAUACAGACCAAUACCCAAAAACUACUUUUUGGACUCAGGGGACCUUGAAACGUAUAGAAAUUUAGAAAUUGGGGUACCGUACCUUAUUUUUUUCGGAGAGCAAUACUUUCCUUAUAGAGCAAGGAAAGUAAUAAAAACACUAGCUGAUAUAGAUCAGCUGAAAUAAACAAAUUUUUAUUGGUGUAGGACCCCUACCUGUGGUGACGUCACCAGAAUGCACUAUGGUUUUGUUUACGGAGGUAGUGGUUUACUCGGUUCAAUUUUCAGUUAACCAAUAUUAUUUAUUGUUGUGAUAAUUCUAUUCAUGCUCUUUUCAAUUUUUCAAGAAUCAUCAUAUUCUUAUUUUGAAUUUCCAACUCACAACUUAGUCAAGAAUUUCCUCUGCUUUAACACAUUCUUCAAAAUAAUGAUAAUAUACUUUUUGGAUAUAUUUCAAUAAGCACCCGAAGGCUUUUAUUAAAAUUUUCAAGUCGUGGAAAUACCGUAUUUCAAAUUCUCUUUUGCUGUGAUUGAUUUAUACCACUGUUUUUUAAAUAUUUUCUAUUGUUAUCUAUCGUUAUAAAAUAAGAUAUAUUGUUUCCAGUAUUUUCAAUUAUAUUUGAUAUUGUACCAUAUUUCAAGGCUUAGUAAGAUCACUAAAAAAUAUCUUAUUAAUAUUUUUUGAUUAAAAUAUAUUAAAUUUGCUGCCUACCGUAACUUAGAAUUUAAUUUCGAUUUUGUUUUGCAUUAAUAAAAUGAAUUUUCUCAGUUUUACUGUUUGACUCGAGGAUGGUGCUGCAUUUUUCAAGUAGGCUACUUUUAAUUUAUCAUUCAUUAUUCCUGAAGAUAUACUUCUUCAAAAGAUUAAACUAUGCAAAUCAUGCAAGUUGGAUCAACACAAAUGAUAAGCUUUAAUAUUCCUGUUUAUAUUCUAGAAAUAAUAUCUGCAAUAUCGAUCAAAUUAGCUACAUAAUUAUAAAAUAAUAUUCAUGAUAGAAGUGCACAGUUAUAAUGAUCCAAUUAAAUUUUAAGGUUUCACUUGUAUUAUGCCGAAUAAUGUUUGAGGAUAGAGGUGAGAUUGUAAUUGCAAUAGUUUUUACAAUAGAGUGAUACUGUCUAGUUAUAAUGUAUGUGAAUGUGUGAGUCAAUUGUAAUGUUUCAAAACUAUUUUGAAAAUUUUUGUUCUGUUUGUAUACAGUAAUGGAGUUUAUUUUUUGUAAAUAAAUGUAUGCCAAUGUCAAAUAAAGAAAGACUACAAUCGUCA